AGGGUGGGGGGAAGUGAGAGAUUUUUCUCUCUCUUUUCCCUUUUCUGAGUUUUUUGAACUCAGCUCAUCAAUCCGCUAAUUACCGAGGGGAAAAGGAGCCAGCUUUGAAUGUGCUCUACUCCGCACGUAUUUCCCCAGUGAACUCCUAUUUGGGAGAAGUAGGAACGAGGGGAGAACAAGGAGGAGAAAGGGGAUCUUUUCUGGUGAAGGUUAUUUGAUAAUUUCUCCCAGUAUGUUUUAUAGCAACAAAAAGCAAAUUCCCACCCCCACCAUCGACGAUUCCAACCCCCCCCCUUGUGCCCACCCCUCUCUUUCCGGGACUUCUGCAUAUUUACAGAGCUGAGCUGCAGUUUUAAUAAAACAUCUGUUCUUGCUUCUGCUGAUGAGUUUCCAUAAUUGUUUUCAGACAAAUUUAACGGGGAAAAAUAAAUAUGGAGAGAAAAAAACUCAAAAUCCCAGCUCUCCCCCCAUCGACAGGUUUUCUUUUGCCAGAAAAUUAGAAAUGGAAUAGGAAAAAAGAAAAAUCAGAUUGGAGAGAACAUCCACUCAGGCCAAACCGUCUCCGUCUCUCGGAGUGAAUCCCUCCAGCAAAAUUCAGCGGUGUAAUUAGAGAUGUAAUUGGAAGGGAGAGAUUCGGUCCCUCAGGAAGCCAAGGUGAGGGAGGUAUGGGCUUUUAAAUUAAUAUUCCUUCGAGUGUUUAGUGGUUAGGAAUUUAUUUGUAUUUAUUUAAAUUUUUUCCUUUCUCUAGCCCCCUUCCAACAUUUCUGCCUCUCUCUACUACCCCCCCUCCCCGCCCCAGCAGCUGCUUUCUGUUCAUUAUAAAUCCACCAGACCUUUAAGUCUUUGCCCUCUGUUUAGGGAUGUAAUAAAACACUUAACUUUCCACGACUGAGACUUACAUUCUUAUCGCCCAGGUCUUCCACCCCUGCCGGCCAGCACCUAGGGCCCAAAGAGUCUUCUUUACUAAGCAGAGAUUCCCCCACACCCUCUUUAGACCUGGGUGAAGUCUAGAGUUGGGUGGGGUGGGGGCUGGGCAUCCGGGCUGGGAGGUUCACCUCGGAACUCCCCCAGAAGCCCUUUCAAGGUUCGAGGAUUUCCUCCCCCGCCCCCAUCCAUAAAAGGAGAAGAUUUUUAAAAAAUACAUUAAAAAAAUCAAGACUCAUUGAAAACGAAACCUCAUUAAAACAUCCAAUCUUAUAUCAUUCAAUUUGUUGUACAUUGCAACAAUUUAAUAUCUUGAAGGAAAUAUCAUUGACAUGAUUUAUCUCGGUUAGCAAUCACUCUCUGGAAUGGGGAAGAAUUUACUCUCUCUUCCGGCCACUUCUACUUGUUACACCGCUGUUCUUCAAGCAGAAGGGAGGAGGGGGCUCACUAAAGUGUGGCCCUACAUUCUAGGGGUUCGAAGAUCUGUCUCCUGCCUCAUCACUAGUCCCCCCCCGCCCCGCCCUUUCCUACCCUACAGGAGCCUGGAGACCCAGCCAGCUGUUGCACACUACUGCUUAGGCAUGCCAUGAAUUCGAGGGCAGCUGGAUACUAGAGAGAGGAACACAAUACACGCGUGUGUGCUGGUGUGUUAUUAAAAAUUAGAUAACACGUGUCAAAAUUUCUUUCUUAAUUUAUAAUCCCUCCCCUACCUCCUCCUUUCUCUUCCACCUCUGUGGAGAGAAAGCAGGAAGGCCACAAGGACAUUCCCAAACAAUUGAAGAGUUCCCCCCCACACACACCUUCUAAAUACUAGUCAAUCGUCUGUCACUACUAUUUGGAAUGGGAAUGCAUUUUUUUUUAAUAGGCAACCCAAGUUACUUCACAGGAAAACACGUCAAUCGAGUAACGAGGUAUAUAUGUUAACUAACAUAUUCUCUCCUUUAGCUACUACACACUGUCUCCUUUUUGGUUACAAACUUUAUUUUUUUCCCCCAGCGACACUCCAGGGAAACCUUAAUGUUAUAGAAGAUGAAUUAACGAGUUUUUUUUUUUUCCCAGUGUAGUCCCGUUUAUGGCUUUAUUGCUACCCAUUGAUUACUUCGCUUUGUUACACAGAAGGAAAAGAUCAUAAAAUCCUUCGACAUCCGGGUUCUCGUUAUAGCCAAAAAGAGGGAGAAAAAUAUGAGCUCUUUCCUCCAACCCACCCCCUGCCUCAGCGCCCUCCCCCCCCUUGUCAAAUCAAAGGAUCUCUGGGUUAUGUCGCCGACAUUGAAUUAAGUUUGAUUUCAACAGAAGAGAAACCCCAUCACGACACCUUCCUCUAUGUAUGUUCUCCCACUCCUGUUCCUUCUGAAGCUUUCAACUCCCUUCUUUUCCUUCCUCUGACCAAUGCAGUAAGUUGGAAAGAAAAUAGGGGGAUAGAUGAGGGAUGAAGGUUAUUGGGAAGGUUCCUGGGUCCAAGCGACACGUUUUUCUGGGUUUGAGGAGAGGAACAUUUUCUACUGGGUUGUGUUCCAAACCCUGGAAGCUAGAGUUUGGGGGCUUAUCUACUGACAAGCAGCAAGUCCAGAGUGGGACUUAGAGCUUCAGGUUUGGGGACAGAGUACCCUUAAUCCCAACAGAUCUUAUAUUCUCCAAGAACAAUCUUCCUAGCUGAUUUUCGGUGAGUUACCCCACCAGCCCCAACCCUCUCCAUAUCAUAAAUUCUCUCCAACAUAAACACAGUUGAUGUCUCCAGAAUGCCCCUCAGAAAGAGCUCUCUCUCUCUCCCUCCCUCUCUCUCUCUCUCUCUCUCUCUCUCUCUCUCUCUCUCUCUCUCUCUCUCUCUCUCUCUCUCCUUUUCUUUUCUUUUCUAAAAAAAAAACCCAAACAACCCUACAAACAAAUUUUUCACUGUUAGGAAAAAUGCUCUCCAUAGUCCCAACAGGAGACCCCAAGAGAAGACUGGGGAAGCAGAGAAGAGGCACACGCCAGCUCCCCGUUACCCCAACUCAGCUCUAUAACUUCUCACUCUCCCUGUAAAGUCGAGAGUUCUCCUAGUCUCUUACUUGGGCUUUGAAUUGCUCUCCCAAAUGCACUCCACAGCUAAGAUUAUCAGCCCCACUCUCCUUCCACUGGCCAGUGUAUUUAAUAGAAUUCUUUUCUACCCCUGAGGUGUUUUUGCUUUUUAAUCAAUAGGAAGACACAUCGUAUUCUGUCUGAGCCUCCAUUCAGAGGGAACGGAAAAAUAGGGUUGGGUGCUUUAGUGUUGCCUGUUACCCACUGAAGGGCUCUUCCUGGAGUUGGGCAGGGAUAAUUUUAGGGAAAGAGGUGCGACCCUACAUAUAACACAAUCAGGUAGCAAUGCAUCCAUUUCUUCAGGCCAGUUCCUGGGCAAAUCUAAUCUGGGUUAGCACUGGAUGUGGGAUUUUCCUGAGAGGACUUUCUCCCUCUCUAGCUGGCUCAAGGGCCUGCCUUGCCCCUCCUCCCUCUUCCUCUGUUCCCCAAACCUGGUUUCCUAUACCAAUAUAUAUUAUGUAUGAAUAUAAUAUGUAUUAAAAGAAAUCCAAGUCUUACUUUGAAUGCACACACUUAGUCUCAACUAGGGAAUCAACAGAAGCAGGAGCGAUUUUUUUCCCCCUUCUUGACAUCUAGCUUCCGAUUGGCUCCGAGGGGGUCAGCUGACUUUGUCAUUUUGUCUGUCCUGGAUUGGAGCCGUCCCUAUAACCAUCUAGUUCCGAGUACAAACUGGAGACAGAAAUAAAUAUUAAAGAAAUCAUAGCCCGACCAGGUAAAGGCGAAGGGAUGAAUUCCUAUUUCACUAACCCGUCCUUAUCGUGCCAUCUCGCCGGGGGUCAAGACGUUCUCCCCAACGUCGCCCUCAAUUCCACCGCCUAUGAUCCAGUGAGACAUUUCUCGACCUAUGGAGCGGCGGUGGCACAGAACCGGAUCUACUCGUCUCCCUUUUAUUCGCCACAAGAGAAUGUCGUGUUCAGUUCGAGCCGGGGGCCGUAUGACUAUGGAUCUAAUUCCUUUUACCAGGAAAAAGACAUGCUCUCAAAUUGCAGGCAGAACACCUUAGCACACAACACACAGACCUCAAUGGCCCAGGACUUUAGCUCUGAGCAAAGCAGGACUGCUCCCCAAGACCAGAAAACCAGUAUCCAGAUCUACCCCUGGAUGCAGCGAAUGAAUUCGCACAGUGGGGUCGGCUAUGGGGCGGACAGGAGACGCGGCCGGCAGAUCUACUCUCGAUACCAGACCUUGGAGCUGGAAAAAGAAUUUCACUUCAACCGUUACCUAACCCGGCGCCGGCGGAUCGAGAUUGCCAAUGCGCUCUGCCUGACCGAGAGACAGAUCAAAAUUUGGUUCCAGAACCGCCGAAUGAAAUGGAAAAAGGAAUCUAAUCUCACUUCCACGCUGUCGGGGGGCGGCGGAGGGGCCGCGGCCGACAGCCUAGGCGGCAAGGAGGAGAAGCGGGAAGAGACAGAAGAAGAAAAACAGAAAGAGUGAAAACUGUCUCGCCUCCCCCCUACCUUCCCCCACUACCCAGUUCACUCCUCUCCUCUUCCUCCCCAGACCUUCUGCUCCCCUCCUUUCUCACAUACCCUAU
Molecule: messenger RNA, 4516 nt
Organism: Phascolarctos cinereus (koala)
Lineage: Eukaryota; Metazoa; Chordata; Mammalia; Diprotodontia; Phascolarctidae
Gene: HOXC6
Product: homeobox C6
Biological process (GO): anterior/posterior pattern specification; regulation of transcription by RNA polymerase II
Cellular component (GO): nucleus
Molecular function (GO): DNA-binding transcription factor activity, RNA polymerase II-specific; RNA polymerase II cis-regulatory region sequence-specific DNA binding
Source: RefSeq, a predicted model, not a curated record